AAUUGUGUGUCAGGUACCCUUCAUGCUCCGGUGCUGCGGAAUUAUCUGGAUCUUUGGUGGUUUCAGCGCUCUUCAUACAGUCUUGUGGAAGUAUUUUCUUCGCUUUGUGCUUGGAGGGAGGUGAAGCGGAGAAUUAUAGUGUUGCAUGGAGACAUUGUUGUAGAAUUUGUAGAACUUGGUAGCGUACUUCAGUACUUCAGCUUUAUCGUUGAGACACACAGCGUCGACAAGGAAACCUUCAGAAAAUGCACGAAGAGGAGACGUCGCCGACAGUGUUUGCCGGCCUCAAACGCAAGCUCUUCUCCUCCGCCGCCGUUGGUACCCAUCCUCAGGUCUCUCAUGCACUGAAAGCUUUAGCAAGGAGACGAAUCAAUACGAACAAAGGGUUGGACCUCAUCAGAGAGGCGCAGCAAAAGCAUAAUGAGUUGGACAUCAUCCGAGAGCAGCAAAAGCAGAAUGAGUUCGAAAUCAUCAGGAAGCAACAAGAGCAGAAUGAGUCGAAGGAACAGGGCGAAAAUCCCUCUCCUCUCGAGGGGCUUGGGUUGCACGACGAUCAUUGUGCUGAUACCAAAGCAGUAGACCAACUUGUUCAAACUGUGAUCUGCCCAAAUUAUACUCCCUUCUCAGCUCUAGCUUAUCUGAUGGAUGAUGCACUAGAGGAAGUUUCGAAAUUAAGCUCGGAGAAGCUUUCACUCAUCAGUGUUGAAUUGGAUCAGAAGCAGGGGAAGAUCAUCAUCUUCGACACUAGCAAAGGCUUGGACAGCAUUUCCAUCUCUGGUUGGGGAGCUUCCAGCAGCCAGAAGUUGGAAUCACAAGGACGUUGUCAGAAUCUCAAUCAAGGCUUGAGCAGCGCUAAUUAUGGGGCCAUCAGUGCUGGUUUAUAUCUUGGGGGGAGCAUUACAAUCUCUUCUCGAACAAAACCUUUGGAAGACGUGUCUACUUUAUACCUCAGUAGAAGCACGUGGGAUGGUGCAAGAAGUCUCACAAUUGGGAAGAGAAUUGGUGAGGUUCGUAGUGGAACCAUGGAAGAGGAAAACAAUUCGCCGCAUGGGAGCUUCAGAAAGGUGGAGAUCACUGACUUAAGACUGGAAGUUAUGCAAUGGAACAUAGAAGAGCUGCGUCGGAAACUCAAAGAUUUUUUCUUUCCACUCAUUCAGGAAAGUUGUGAAUAUGAUAGCCGUGGGUCACUUGCAAAACCAGUUACUUUUAUGGCAAUGGGAUUGAACCUCGCAACGAUACAUUGGGGUCAGACGGCAAUUGCGAAAUCACUCUCAGGAGACCGAAAACCUUUCGUAAUACACAUGCAUCUUACAGACGGCGCAGAAGGUCGCAAAGGGAAUGCGACAAUUACAUUUCAUUACUUCCCCCUCAUCAUGGGAAAAGAAUCAAUGAGCGAGUUGAGACGAAGGUUGUAUGAGGACAAUCCGAAAAUCGCCAUAGAGACAUACAAACUCCAAAGAUUCUCACGUGUGACAGUUCGAUGGCGAGGAAGGCUAUUACUGGAGGAAAACUGGAAAACUAUCUCCUUUUUGGAAGGUUGCAAAGACCUUACCUUACAGCAGCAGCAGUGCUACAAUCGAGUAAUCGCCUUCAUUGAUUUAGACAGCGGAUUCCUUACAACACCUUCAAAGGUGUCGUUAGUAGCUGACCAUUGCUUCACCAAGUCGUUGAUGUCCUGCAUGUUGUCGCAGGAUAGCGACGAAUCCCUAAGGGUUAAAGUGGACGUAAGUAUCCAAGGACAAGGGUGGCCUCUGACACCACAACUUCUGGGUUUGGAAUACCACAAUUGGAUUCAAGAUUGCAAUCGAAAGUAUGACACGGACGAAGCCAGAAACGACCAGAGCAAACAAAUUCAACACACUUGUAUCACCAAACCUCAUAACAAGGUCGAACUGGGCAUUAAAUAUCCAGUAUUUCAAGUGGCAUGGAGUAUGAAGAUACAGAACUUAGAACUCAACACCAGAGAUCCUAACCGAGGGCCAAUCAGACUGAAGCUGGUGGAAAAUAAUGCCCCACAGCCUUUCUUUACUCUUGAGUGCUUCGUGUUGACGGAUUCUCAAGGGACCUCUGGAUCAGCACACAUCAUUUGUCGCCCGAUCUAUGUGUCCAAGGAUCAAGGAAGCACACUUGUGGAUGGUGUAGAUCCAACUUUUUACCUGAGGGAGUCAAAAGCGUUCUCUCUUGACGAAUCCUUCGCAACGAAGUUCCAAGAAAUUGAUGAAAUCACAUGGUCAAGAUACGAGAGCGAACUUUUUGGUGACUAUCCCGCAUACGUGGAGCUUCUUAAUGAAAUAGAAAUGCACGAAUUCGGAUUAAACGGAGUUAUUCCAAUCAACUCAUCAGUUGAAGCAGGAUUCCAGCUCCCAAAAGAGAUUUUAGCAGUAGUGAGACCAAGAAGCUGUGCAAGAGCUAACUCCAAAAAUGAGACUUCAUGCUCGAUUGAGCAAAGAUCAAUCGUUUUUGGAGUUAUGGAACUGAAUCUCGAAGUAAGAUUCAUCAAUAAAUAUAUCUCUGAUGAAGAUGCCUUGACAGAGGAGCAGGUAACAACGUCAAAGACAGUGUACAAUUGCACGACCAAGCCAUGUGUGCGGAAAGGUGUGCAGGGCCUCUACUCGUUCGUUACCAAUGGAACCGACCUCAACACAUUAUUCACAACGAUGGGAACUUAUUUGCUAGCCUUUUCAGUGGUCGGUGAGAAGCACAGAAAUGUGGCACCAGCAGUGGCACGAAUAAAUGUUUCAGCAUGUGAAGAAGUGGAGCAUUGGCAGUUGUGCUCCCACCCUGAUGCCUGCUUUAAGCAUCCUAACCACUGGAAACUUAAGAACAUUGUAACUAGGAUCGGGAAGGUAAUUGAAAGCCCCUUGUAUCUUUCUGGUUUUGAUGUGUACAACAAUCGGGUAGCGCUCUCAAAUGUCCCUGAAGAACUGCAUUUCAAAGUGGGUCAGUUGGAUGGUGAGUUCCUUGAGCUUUCUGUUGCGAUACCCAGAGAGUGCAUCAGUUUAAGCGCCAACAAUGCUACCCUCGAGCUGAAGGAUAUAGAGAUCGGAGGUGGUUGCUUGGCACAGAUAGCCACAACUUACGCUGCACAGUUGUGGAUUUUGAUCCACAACUUCCCUGUCGCUUCGUACAUAUUAACGGUUUUACCAGGUGAACCAGCAUCAGUUGCGCUGACCGAAUGUGACCGCCUAGAUAAUUGCUUACGGCCUGGCCAGAUGAUCGAGAAGUUCGUCAUACAGGCAUUUGAUGACUUCAAAAACGUGGUAGAAAAUGGAAGUGAGAUCCGUGUUGGCUUAGAGGGCCUCCAGCUUGUAGACAAACGAGGUUCAAGAAGACAGGUUGUUGAGAAUGGAUGUAUCCAUCUCGGAGGUCUUCUGAAAGUUACCGCAGAAUACAAUUCACGAGGUGGUACGAUAACUGUUCAAUCAGAUAAAGGGAGAUCUCUGCUUGCGCUGAAUUUUCACACCGUCUACAGAUCUCUACGCAUCUUGAAGGAGCCGGAAGAAGCAUACACUGGCAGCCAGCUUGAGGGAUUGAAGGUUCAAGUUAUUGACGAGGAUGGAAAUGUAGAUACCAAAAUGGAUGGGUCUCUCCACUAUCUAACCGUCGACUGGAACUCUAAAUUGUCCAUCCCUCUUGUCUGUGGUGUUUGCUCACUGCCACCUAUCAAUUUACCCCUCGUUCCAGGAAGUUGGUACGGUCGAGUUGCACAUGCUGUUCAUCCAGAGCUCUUCUGUGCUCUUGAGGUACAGGUUGUUUCUAAGUUGCCUAGUGACAAUCACCUCAUUCCGGCAACACCACCAAAUCAACCAUGCUUGCUCAUGUCACUUCCACAACAAUUGCAGCUGAAUUGGAACGUGAAGAAGGAAAUAGAUGAGAAAAUUGAAAGUUAUCCUUUGCGUGAAACCUCUACACAACGUGAAGAGUAUGAGAGACAGCUAAAAGAUUUCAUUGAUCGUAACACGAAAAUGCAAAGGAAAUUACGAGAACAAGGAAGAAAAGUGAAAAGAGCUGAAGAGGAGCUUGGUAUUCUUAAACGCACGAAAAUGGAGGUUGAUGAUAUGGAAGCUCUUUGGAAAGUGGAGCUAAAGACAUUCGAGUCCGUAUCUAAGGCAGCUGAAGUACAAAAAGAUGCCAAAGCGUUAUGUCCAAGCUCCCAAAACAAUAACACGGCAUCCCAAGUGAUCGAACUUCUUCAGAAGCAAGGUGAUCCUCCUGGAAGUCACGCAGCCAGCGUUCUUCUGGAAGCUGUUGUGAACAAUGGCAAUGUUUUCGCUGCAGGAGGUCCUGGCAGCGACAUUUUGGGCAUAGUGGCCCUCCUUGCUUGCGUGGACAAUGAUAUUCUUAACCGUGCCCUGGUGGACUUCCUGGGGAUAGAGAAAAUGUUGAUGAUUGUUUGCAGGUCAGAGGAGGGUUUGAAAUACCUGGAAAAGCUAGAGUCGCAAUCGUCUAUGGUAGACGACUUGACAUUGCAUGCAUUUGCUCGCAGCAGAAACAGAAGAAUUAAUGGCACCUUCCGCGCUCUCGUUCUGAAUGAAGCUAGUUUUUACAAGCGAAAAGACGGGUUACCAAGUGUGAACGAAGGCCAUCCCCAAAAACUACUGCUCAUUCCGGAUCCAUGGCCUAGGGAUGCACCAUGUCCGAAGGGAUACAUUGGCUAUGCAGUCAACCUGCUCCGUUUUAAUCCACAACAACUUGAAUGCUAUGCCACUUCAGCCAAGCACAGCUUACGCGAAUCGCUGUUUUUCCAGCUGUUUUCUUAUCUUCAAGUCUAUGAUACUAAGGAGCACAUGCUUGCUGCUCAGCAGUUCCAUACAACUGGAGCUGUUUCACUUGACGGUGGUCUCAUCCAUGGCAAAACCUAUCUUGAGCACGUUUUUGGGGAGGAACCAGCAGUAAAAUUUCCGGUCUUAAGGGAAGAAAAGCACGAAUACCAGCAGACUGAUUCAAUGUUGUCUAGCCCGAAUUGCCCUUACCACGACAAGAAAGUCUCCACAAACAUGUUGGAACUAGAGCUUACCCACAGGAUCAAAGCCUUGCACGAGGAGACAGGCUACACGAAUCUUUGUCUUCUCAUUAAGAAAAUGGAAACAAAGUUAGUUCGAGCCCGCAGUAAAAUCACAGUGAUAGUGAAGGAAGUGAACCAAGAGGAAGACAAGAAGGCUGAAAUUUUGAGGAAAGUCGCGGAGCUUGAAGAUUGAGAUCUUCAGAGUCGCGAUCGCCAAAUUACAGUUAAAACGUUGGAUUUCCUGCACCAGAUUAGUGUCGAAAGUUCAAUCUGGCAAUCAACUUUCCGCCAUUUCUGCUGAAAGACGGCACAGAAUUCCGCUUACUCAUUUUGGUGAUUGCAUGUCGUAUAACCCGUAUGAAGCGAUGAUAUCGAUGAUAUCGAUUGGUGCGCCUCUGUGCUCAAUUUUUGAAAGUAAACGAAUUCAAUUCUGACGUUCAAUACUUACCAUUUUCUGCGACUAUAAACGACCUGAGCGGCUGCAGAAUGAAACGGCAUUGACCCAGAUGCAGAGGGUUUAGGAUGGCUAAAACAGCCAAAAGGUUUUCCGAAACCUAUUUUACUUUUUUCCAUUUAAGCAUUGGGUUGUAAAAUAUUAUAGUGCAAACCUGUCUUCCAGAGCAGAAGAGCCGGAAAAAGUGAAAAUUUGGGUGUAAGUGAACUCAUAUGCAAUACGCAUAUUUAAUGUAUUGUUUUGGAUAAAAAUAAAAAUAACAUAAUCAUCUGUACUUUCUUAUUAAAUAA
Molecule: messenger RNA, 5749 nt
Organism: Physcomitrium patens
Lineage: Eukaryota; Viridiplantae; Streptophyta; Bryopsida; Funariales; Funariaceae
Product: structural maintenance of chromosomes flexible hinge domain-containing protein GMI1
Source: RefSeq, a predicted model, not a curated record